GGCACUGAUGAGACUGCACUGAUGGGCACUGAUAGGCGAGAAUGAUGGGCACUGAUAGGCGGGAAUGAGGAGACCCCUGUGCAGGGGCAGACUGACAAUUCAUGGGGCCCCUGGGCAAUAGGGGAUCAUGGGGCCCCUGAGUCCUUGCCUCAAAAAAGCCUAUGAAAAAGGUACCAGGGGCAUCUCAUGGAGCUCCCUACUGACCCCAGGCCCUCGGGCAGUGCCUGAGUUUCCAAAUGGUCAGUCCGCCCCUGCCCCUGUGUCUCACUGAAAUAAAGGCUUUCCUA
Staurois parvus is the source of this 287-nucleotide messenger RNA. NCBI's taxonomy places the organism in Eukaryota, Metazoa, Chordata, Amphibia, Anura, Ranidae. The record is from the annotation of a GenBank genome assembly.